This is a messenger RNA of Hemiscyllium ocellatum (epaulette shark), 927 nucleotides long. Its product is annotated as protein lin-28 homolog A-like. Lineage: Eukaryota; Metazoa; Chordata; Chondrichthyes; Orectolobiformes; Hemiscylliidae. Gene Ontology annotation, molecular function: nucleic acid binding; zinc ion binding. The transcript is spliced from 4 exons. The record is from RefSeq and is a predicted model, not a curated record. The coding region runs from base 1 to 927 and encodes 308 amino acids.
AUGAAAUCUCAUGGCAUCAUCAAACAUGGGCAUGGAAACCUUGUGCUGAUUGCCACCUACCACACCACCAACCCAGCUGAUGAAUCUGUUCCCCUUUAUGAAGAUCACCAUUUAGAAGAAGCACUGAGAAUGAAUCCAUCACUAGGACCGAGCCGACUGAGUCCUAAGGGACACAACUGUGAGAAUGAGCUUGCAGCAGGUUCCGGGAGAGGGACUGACCAGGAGCUCGGAGAUUCUCCCAAGGCGAGCGUCUCUUUCGGUACCGGCCAGUGUAAAUGGUUCAACGUUCGCAUGGGAUUCGGGUUCCUCUCCAUGACUGCGAGGGAUGGAGUCCCCCUCGAGUCACCGAUCGAUGUCUUUGUCCACCAGAGCAAGCUGCACAUGGAAGGCUUCCGCAGUUUGAAAGAGGGAGAGCCAGUGGAGUUUACGUUUAAGAAAUCUUCCAAAGGUCUGGAGUCGAUACGGGUAACGGGCCCAGGUGGCACCUCCUGCAUUGGGAGUGAACGGAGACCUAAAGGGAAGAAUAUGCAAAAGCGAAGGCCAAAAGGAGACAGAUGUUAUAACUGUGGUGGCUUGGAUCAUCAUGCCAAGGAAUGUAAACUAGCCCCCCAACCGAAGAAGUGCCAUUAUUGCCAAAGCAUCGGCCACAUGGUGGCCAACUGCACAAUCAAAGCUGCCCAGCAACAACAAUCUGCCAGUUCUCAGGGAAGACAGGAAAGUAAAUCGACAACAGGGGCCUUGACUUCAUCCCCCUCACCCACUACUCCUCAAGAAGUGGGAGGAGAGCACAGCACGGCCCUACUCCUGGAAGAAACGGGGGAGCACUUGGAAAAGCUUCUUCCGGAAGCCUACGAAAGUCCCCUGCGAGAGUUCGCCGAGGAGCCAAGUAGGCAAAGCUCGAAUUUGCAGAAAAGGAAAAAGACCUGA